This is a messenger RNA of Helobdella robusta, 225 nucleotides long. RefSeq lists its product as hypothetical. The annotation marks the transcript as partial. The record is from RefSeq and is a predicted model, not a curated record. Lineage: Eukaryota; Metazoa; Annelida; Clitellata; Rhynchobdellida; Glossiphoniidae. The transcript has a single exon. Gene Ontology annotation, biological process: cell differentiation; anatomical structure morphogenesis; regulation of DNA-templated transcription. Gene Ontology annotation, molecular function: RNA polymerase II cis-regulatory region sequence-specific DNA binding; DNA-binding transcription factor activity, RNA polymerase II-specific.
GUGAAAAGGCCAAUGAACGCAUUCAUGAUUUGGUCAAAGAUAGAACGCAGGAAGUUGACUGAAUCUGAUCCUGGCUUGCACAAUGCAGAAAUUAGCAAGCGAUUAGGAAAAUCAUGGAGAAUGUUGUCAGAUGCUGAGCGCCAACCUUACAUUGAUGAGGCUAUACGUUUGAAAAAUUUUCACGCUAAACAAUUUUUAGGGUACAAAUAUCGUCCUAAAAAAAAG